AUGACCGUGACCAGGUCUACCAAAAACAUUGUGUCUCAUUUUUAUAUUAAAUCGUUUGUUUAUAUCUAUUGGCCUUCUGUUGGGGUAACCUCUCCGUCUAAAACCUCUGCCUAUCCGUGUCUUUAUAUAGCCGUGACCAGGCCUACCAAAAACCUCGUCUCUCAGUCUUAUUACUCGUUUGUUUAUAUCUAUUGGCCAUCUGUUGCGGUAACCUCUUCGUCUAAAACCUCUGCCUAUACGUGUCUUUAUAUGGCCGUGACCAGGCCUACCAAAAAUCUCGUUUCUCAGUCUUAUUACUCGUUUGGUUAUAUCUAUUGGCCAUCUGUUGCGGUAACCUCUUCGUCUAAAACCUGUGCUUAUCCGUGUCUUUAUAUGGCCGUGAUCAGGCCUACCAAUUACCUUAUGUCUCAUACUUAUAUGAAAUCGUUUGGUUAUAUCUAUUGGUCUCCCGUUGCGGUAAACUCUUCGUCUAAAACCUCUGCCUAUCCGUGA
Molecule: messenger RNA, 492 nt
Organism: Acanthosepion pharaonis
Lineage: Eukaryota; Metazoa; Mollusca; Cephalopoda; Sepiida; Sepiidae
Source: the annotation of a GenBank genome assembly